Messenger RNA from Ilex paraguariensis (yerba mate), 612 nucleotides. Lineage: Eukaryota; Viridiplantae; Streptophyta; Magnoliopsida; Aquifoliales; Aquifoliaceae. The record is from the annotation of a GenBank genome assembly.
AUGGCAUAUAUAAAUGCAGCAUUUCGUUCGUCUCGUAUAAAUGAAGUCUAUUUAUUCGUGAAGAACGAGUAUGUGCUAGUGAACUAUGCUCCAGGCACGAAAGACGACAAGACUGUGCUUUUGGGUCUCAUCAUAAGGAUCAAGCAUUCAUCUGGGAAUCUCUGUGCACAGAUUAACUACGCACCACACACCGCAAAUGAUAGGAUAAUCACAAGACCAAUGACCAUCACUGCAAUGUUCCCCUUCUUCAAAGGGACAGUGUUUGAAAAUGGCGUAGACACCGCGUUUGAGUCAACGAAAAACUAUGAAGCUUACCUCUUCAAAGACAACCAGUAUGCUCUUAUUAACUACGAUUAUGAUUCCCACCUCAUCUCCAUCCGUCUCAUCAAUCGAGGCUUUCCUAGUUUGAAAAACACCAUCUUCGAAAGUGGAAUUGAUGCAGGGUUUUCUUUGCACAAGACUAAUGAGGCAUACCUAUUCAAAGGAGAUUACUACGCUCGCAUCAACUUUGCUCCCGGCACCACAGAUGACUACAUCACUGGUGGCAUCAAGAAGAUCCUUACCUAUUGGCCCUCUUUACGUAGCAUCUUGCCACUCAAAAAUAGUGGAUGA